AUGGAGCAUCCAGUGAAGGAAAUCAAGACGGUCAUUCGCGACUUGGUCCAAGGCUCGCCCAAGGAGCAGUAUGACGCCCUCUUCAACCACUUCACCGAGGAUGCCGCCUUCACCCACCCCUUCUGUCACGUGCCAAGCUUUGGCAACGUCGACAUUCCCUUCCUCUUCACCAUCAACUCGCGGUGGCUCGUCCUCAUGAUUUACCGAUGGUAUCGCAUUCUGAGUCCCAACAUUGCAAUGAAUAUCGAGUCGGCUGUCCUAGAUCAAAGAGCAAAUCUUCUAUACGUUAAGAUGAGCCAAGACUUCCGGCUAUGGUUCGUCCCUUUCUACUCCGCCCCUGUCGACUUCGUCGUCGUCCUCCGUCUCGAGACACGCAACGUCGAUGAUCAAAACCGGCCUCUGCCUCGCAACCAAACCGACGCUUCUGCCGUCGGCGCCCGCCAGCGCCACUUCAUCAUCCACCAGGAGGACCACUACCAGGUCGGCGAGUGGCUUAGGUUCCUUGUCCCCUUCUUCGGAUACUGGGCCUGGCAUGUCUGGACUCUCUUGUCCACGAUCCUGUGUGCUGCCGGCGCCCUGAUUGGGUACCCCGUCACCCGGUACUUUGACUGGCAGGCCACGACGCAAAAUGGCGCCCAGUGCGAGAUCUUUUGCUCCAGGUUGCGCCGCCUUUUCGAGCGUCUCCGCUCCUUGGGGCGCCGCCUUUUCGAGCUCCUCCGCCCCUUUGCCGAACACGUGUUCAAUCCCCUACGCCCCGUGGGCCACCGCGUUGCCGAUUGGCUUCAAACUACGCCCGUGGGAAACUUUGUGAGGAAGCAGAUUGGUCUCCUACUUUUCGUGGUCGUCUAUGGUACCAUGUACGUCAUCCUCUUUAUUGGGUGGCCUUGGUAUUUGCUCUACAAGAACAUCUGCAACGGCGACGGGACGAACAAUAGCGACUAUUACACUGAGGAAGAAGUGGCGUGGAUGGACCUGACGUUGUAG
Molecule: messenger RNA, 984 nt
Organism: Colletotrichum gloeosporioides
Lineage: Eukaryota; Fungi; Ascomycota; Sordariomycetes; Glomerellales; Glomerellaceae
Exons: 4
Coding region: 1-984 (327 amino acids)
Source: RefSeq, a predicted model, not a curated record